AUGGACCUCUUUCACAACCUGCAUUGCAUUAACAUGUUCCGCAAGUACUCCUACCUCGAGCAUUACCCUGAGAUUCAGGACAUCAUGUCCGCGCGCCCGCGCUUUUUCCGUGAGCACAUGGACCACUGCCUCGAGAUGCUCCGCCAGAAUCUCAUGUGCCACGCGGACAUCGUGCUCAUCACGUACGACUGGGUCGCCGGCAUCCCCAAGCCUUUCCCCGACUUCAACACCUUCCACCAGUGUCGCAACUUUACAAAGAUCCAGGAGUGGGAGCACACGAACCGUGUUCGUGUUCCUCUCGAGCGCAUCCAGGCCACAAGGAAAGGUGGUGACGGCGAGCUCUCCAUCGCCGACGUCGAUCUCAGCGGCGUGCUGACUUUCGGUGGUAUGGGGGUCUCCCAACCCAAACAAUCGGACUGA
This is a messenger RNA of Fibroporia radiculosa, 420 nucleotides long. RefSeq lists its product as uncharacterized. The transcript is spliced from 3 exons. Gene Ontology annotation, biological process: mycotoxin biosynthetic process. Bases 1 to 420 code for a protein of 139 amino acids. NCBI's taxonomy places the organism in Eukaryota, Fungi, Basidiomycota, Agaricomycetes, Polyporales, Fibroporiaceae. The record is from RefSeq and is a predicted model, not a curated record.